CCGUGUUCCGGUCUAUGGUUCCGGUCUGUGCCCCGGUCUGCAGCUAAGGACGAAUGAGCUAACAGCAGCUAUUGGUCCAGAGACCAGACAGGUGCACAGACCCCCUCUCUGACAGGACGAGGACCAAUGCAGGAGACAGGAACCAGGAAGUCUUAUUCCAGCUGAAACCAGGUCCUCUGUGAUCCUCUGAGGUUUUAUUUAAACAGAAGAAGAAGAAGAAUCUGACCUGAGUGAGGAUGAAGAGCGCGGUGAUAUAUCUGAUCACUGCCUACGCUUCAGUGCCCGUCAUCCUCUACGUGUUCCCCUGGAUUCUGGGACAUGUCAUAUACUCUCACAUGUUGAGGUUCCCAUUCUUCGUGGAUCUGGGCCGACCUGAAGACACCCUGAACCACACGUGUAACUUCUACCUGGACACGGAGGAGGGGGUCUCUGUGGGGGUGUGGCACACGCUCCCCGUCAGCCAAUGGGAGAAGGCCGCGGGGAGAAGCCCGGAGCGGUGCUGGGAGACACUGGGAGACGGCAGUCCUGUUAUUAUCUAUCUCCAUGGCAACUUAGGAACCAGGGCCAUACAUCACAGGGUGGAGCUGGUGAAGAUUUUAAGUGCUGCAGGGUUUCACGUCCUGUCUUUAGACUACAGAGGUUUUGGAGACUCCACCGGUGAGCCCAGUGAAGCCGGACUGACCCGUGACGCCCUCUACCUGUACGAGUGGGCAAAGAAACAGAGCGGAGGGGGACUGGUCUGUCUGUGGGGACACUCCCUUGGAUCUGGGGUGGCGACGAAUACUGCGGUGAAAGUCCAAGAACAAGGGUCCUCUGUGGAUGCUGUAAUCCUUGAAGCUCCGUACACCAGAAUUGGAGAAGUCGUGCGCAUCCAUCCUCUCGCUCAGAUGUACAUGUUCCUUCCAGGAUUUGAGAGCUUGAUUUGGAGCAUUUUGGAGAAGAACAACAUCGUGUUUGCAAACGAUGAAAAUUUGAAGACGGUGACGAGUCCACUCCUCGUUCUGCAUGCAGAGGAUGACAACAUAGUUCCCUAUCACAUGGGUCUGAAGCUGUACCAGAUCUCCCUGCAGGCGAAGGAAGAGCAGAACUCAGCUGUUCCAGUUGAAAUGAUCUCCUACAAAGCUAAUCUGGGAUUCUCCCACAACAACAUCUACUUAGACCCUAAUCUGACAAACGUGCUGGGGAAAUUUCUACAAAACUUGAAGCAGUGAUGGUCUCUCCCUCCUCCAGAGAAGUGGAUCAUUUAAUAUCGCCAGUUUACAGAAACCAUGAGGGGAUGAUAGUUCUCUGAACUUCCUGUCUCUGUUUUCUGUUUGUGAAUUAAGAAUGACUGAAAA
Molecule: messenger RNA, 1337 nt
Organism: Notolabrus celidotus (New Zealand spotty)
Lineage: Eukaryota; Metazoa; Chordata; Actinopteri; Labriformes; Labridae
Product: lysophosphatidylserine lipase ABHD12-like
Exons: 13
Coding region: 237-1211 (324 amino acids)
Biological process (GO): phosphatidylserine catabolic process; monoacylglycerol catabolic process
Cellular component (GO): endoplasmic reticulum membrane
Molecular function (GO): monoacylglycerol lipase activity; phosphatidylcholine lysophospholipase A1 activity
Source: RefSeq, a predicted model, not a curated record